UUGGCUGGUUUAGAAGAAAACGGAUGCAAACGCGAACAAUUGCUUUCCCUCUCCAACUGUUCAGCAGUAAUUUGUGCGAACAGCGAGAUUUCACCAAACUAUGAACGGACUAAAAACAAGCGAAGUUCAAAUUUCAUCAUCAUGCCGUCACGGAUGAUCUAACGUCGUAAAACGCCGCACUAUCCGGUGCUAGUGGUAAAAACGCUCGGCCACGAACUCGCGUUAGGCCGCGCUAAAAUUCGAUUACACCAUCUCCCGAUAAUAGCCCGUGUUUUUAUUGCUGUUUGAUAUGACAGGACUUGUGAAUCGACACACUAGUUACCCGCUACAACUGAAAGCAUCGAGUAUAUUUGCCGAAGUGAAUGGAUUUGCUGCUAGGGUACUAGCUACCUUGACAUACUACAACCAGUGCGAGUACGAUGUGGAAGGUCUGUUUGUUUUCCCGCAAGACGAGCGUACAACAGUGGUCGAGCUCGAGGCAACGGUUGAGGAGCGACAUGUUUACACCGACAUCAGGGCCCAAACUGGGCAGAAAUCUACAGAGAAGAGUGUUUAUUCCGUCGAGGAAAGAGAGGACGACUUAUUUAGUCUAAGUAUUGGGAGAAUUCCUGCACAUUGUUCAGUGUUUGCACAAGUGACUUUGUUGACUGAGUUGAUCUCCGAUCGCAAAACGCGCGGGUCUUUAUUUAUUCUUCCUUCGGUGUUCACACCGAGAUUGUCUACCGAUGAAGACGAGCAAUUGGAUUCCCAUGACCUUUAUGGAUCUCAAAUGUUAAUCUCUGAUAUCCCCAGGAAAACAUUAGAGCCGUAUAGUUUCGAGUUACAGCUCGAAGUAGCUGCACCUUGUUUACUCGCGGGUUGUUCGUCGCCUACCCAUGCAAUACAAGUGGAUGCAGACUCGAAAGCGACGAACGCUUCGAGGAUUCACAUCACAAUCGCUGAGCCACAUACGUACGACUGCGAGCUAGUGGUUUUAUUACACCUUUCACAUCCUAACGACCCUUAUGUGUUGAUAGAGGAAGGCAAAAAAGAAAGAGUAGAUAGCGAUGAACAAGAUGUCGAAAAAUCCCCCGUACCAACAAACUUAGUUGAAGAAUUCACUAAAAAACCCUCCAUAAUGAUAAACUAUACUCCGUCUCUAACUUCCUCAAGCCAAAUUGCGGAGUUUAUUUUUCUAGUUGAUCGCAGUGGUAGUAUGAGCGGAAAACACAUAUUCCAAGUCAAAGAAAUGCUAAUUCUAUUCCUAAAGAGUCUCCCGGCAAAUUGUUAUUUCAAUUUGAUCGGUUUUGGUUCAUACUAUCGAAGUGUUUAUCAAGAAACUCAAAUCUAUGACGAAGAGACGGCUGAACACGCCUGUAACUAUGUACAAAAAAUGCGCGCAGAUCUGGGAGGUACUAAUCUCAUACUACCUUUGGAAUUUAUAUUCAAUCAGCCCCCGAAAAAGGGAAUUCCUCGCUUCGUAUUCAUGCUUACUGAUGGAGGUGUGUCGAACACGACCGAGGUUAUUGAUUUUGUACGAAGAAAUGCUUACUCCACAAGGUUCUACACGUUUGGCAUCGGACCGGAGGCGUGUCCACAUCUGGUACAGGGUGUAGCAGGGGCGGGGAGGGGCAAGGCGUGGUUUGUCUGCGACGAGGACAGGGUGUCACCAAAGGUUAUGCUGGCUUUGAGGGACGCUAUGGCGCCAGCAAUGACAGAUAUCGAAGUCAACUGGCACCUCCCUGAAGGCUAUGACCUCAUCCAGACCCCAAGCAGACUACCAUUUGUACUAGAUGGAGAAAGACUGGUGAUCUACGGGAUCCUGUCCCGUCCCCCCUGGGACGAGAGAGAGCCCCCCCGGACCCCGGCAAGGCGACGCAUGGACUGCAGCAUGCGGUCAUUCUCGAAUAACUCCGUCAAGGUGUUCUGGUUCGACGACGAUUUGGAGUACUUACCGGAUGACGAACUCCUCUUGGAGAUGGAGGAACAUGACCACUUGCACGACGAGGAGAGAACGCGCGCAGACAGUGACGUCAUUGGGUUUGUAGUGACGUCAAAUGGGAACUUCGGUGAGACGACAAUAAGGGACGUGCGAGGCUGCGCCGUGGAGUCGUGCAGAGAAAUCGAAACAGUUAGCGAGGUCGCCUCUGGAGACUUUAACAAUCUCGGUUAUGAUAACAGCGAUGAUGUUUUCCCGUCAACUGAAGACAGCAGCGAGGACCAGUCGCGGGUGAGUAGUGAUGGGGGUUCUAUUGGACGCAAAGGCAGCCCUGAGCCUGCAAAUGGUGAACCCGACACACACAACGUGACCGUGAUUAAAGCCACCAGGCGUAAGCCCUACCAGCAACGAGGAAGACUCCCUUGCCAGAAACGACAGGUCGAGGGCAGCCCGGAGAAAAGCCCUGCAGGCGCCGACGAGGAAACUGCUGACCAAGAGCAGGCGCACCAGCGUGACAGCGGCGUCGGCUUUUCGAUGGACGAAGGGGAGAAGAGUGCCAGUGGUGACGUCACACCCACAGAUGACCCCCUGAGGGUUGGGACGCGGAUAGGCGUGCAGGGCGAGAGGCCCCCUCUUGAGGGCCAGGGGCAGGCUUCGCUAGAGGACGAGGAGGAGGUUUUGGAGGACCUGGAGGAAAGCAAGGUGUCUGUGUUCAAGGGAAGUCCACUCCUGGCUCACCUUGGAAUGCCUAAGACUUUUGGUGCUGUGGUCAUUAGAGGGUUCGUUGGCGACGAGCAAAUAAAUCGGACGAUUCCAUUCCCAGUCAAUCACAGCGGGGGAUCUCCCAAGUGUCCUACGAUUCACCAACUAAUGGCGCGCUCGUUCAUCCGGGAACAACAAAUCUCAAGCGACGAAAAGCGCCUGCGCGAGGUGACGCGCAUCAGCAAGCAAGCCAAAAUGUACUGCAGGCUCACGUCCUUAGUCUCCAUCGACCAGUACUGUUACGACGAGGAGAUUCUCUGCGCGCUGCAAUUCUACAAGAAGGGUGGUACUCCUGUGCCCGGACGGCGAGGCAUGUCGCUACUCCGUAACGAAGGUUACGCUACGGGCCUCGGGAGGCGUCUAUCGAUGCCCGAGGGGAGCGAUCAGGACGAACAGUGGCUGACGUUCUCGCCUGGUGUCGACGAGGAACCGUUCGAUUUCUAUCGACUCGACCGAACGACGACUGGCGACAGUAGUGACGACUCACCCCAGAAGACCCCCGUGAGCAACCCACCACACCACUAUCAGCCAGCUGGUCGCAGUAUCCCACCCUUGUCAAGCCGAUAUGUGGUCGGAGAGAAGCAAUCGGCCGCUGGCACGAGUACAAAGACUCUGGGCGGACGGAUUUCCCCGAUUCAUAUGAAAUGUCUGAAGGAGUACAAGCCCUUCGUCAUGCUAGCCAACCUGCAGUCGUCGAGUGGGAACUGGGAACUAGACGAAUCGUUCGCUGACUGCCUCGGUCUGACGGUGGACGCCAUUAAAAGGGCAUCGCCGCUGGCCGAUGCAGACGUGGACGUGGGUGAGGAACUCCAGGGGCUCUUGGACAAGUGUGAUUGCAGCCUUCAGUUGUGGGCGACCGCCAUGGCCCUCGCCUGGUUAUGCCGCAGCGCCGCGCAGUUCCAGGAAGAAUGGUGCCUUCUGGCCAGGAAGGCUGAUGACUGGAUGAAUGGACGCAUGUGCCCACGAGCCUUUACGCCAGCCGACCUCAAGCGACUCGCAUUCCAGGCCUUACUCCUCUUAACGCGGAAGAGCGAGACUGGGUCAAGCAAGCCUUGGGACAAAGUAGGUGACUCUGAAGAGUUUGAGAAACAGUUGCAAUCGUGCCUAGGACGAGCACGAGCAUUAUGAUCUGUUUCAAAAUGUGAGCGAGAGGUUUGCUAAGCUAGCGUAUACAAAAGAAACAAUAAGCGUAUCACAAAUUGAUGGAAUUUUAUUGCUUGUCGUCCAUCCUGACCGUAUUUGCAUGUAGAGUACAAUCAAAUUUGAUAGCACUGUUUCCUUUUUUGCCUGAGAAUGUGAGAUAAAUAGUAUAACUAUAAGAUUUGCUUAACUAGCAAUUACAAAAUUGAGGGAAAUCAAUUGCUCAACGUUCAAAGAUGUUACACGGCAUCUUUAAGUAGGCUAGAAGGUAUAGAAGAUGACCUUAUAUUUGCAUGAAAAUCUAAACCAUGUGCAUGAAAGUCUCACCCAUAAUGAAUGUACUUAGAGACUGAAGUAACGUGUUGUCUGUAUUGUUAACUUUCAGGUCGAAACGACCGUCCAGACUAAGAGAUUUAGCUGGUGCACUCUACUGUAGUGCCAUAACAAACCUUAUUUCAUUUGACACGAUGAUCCAUCACACUUUAUUCAAUGUACCAAUAUUUCAUUUGACAAGAUAAUAUUUUUCACACUCUUGGACCAAUAUUUCAUUUGACACGAAAAUUUAUCAAAACUCACACGAUACCACGGCAAUUUCUAUAGUCAUAACAAAUUAAAUUAUAAAUGUUGAAUGAUCCGGGAUUGACGAUAUACACGGUGCGCAAUUCAUCACUGGCAAAUGCAACAAAUUAUUACCCAGAAGUCUUGCUGGGCUGUUAUUGGCACCACCAUCCUGCCCGGAUAAGGCCCCAGGUCCCCAGAUGAACUGGGCCAAUAAGAAUAUAUGGAUGGAUGCAUUUUCCCGUGAUGCAAUGUUUAACCAAUCAUUCUCUCAAAGAGUAUAAAUGAUCACAGGAAAUGGUUUCACUGCCAUUGCUUUUGAUUGCUUUAUUUUAUGACUGAUAUGUUGUGUGGUGAUAACAUUUUUAGGGUAUUUUUGCAGGAUAAAAAAAAACAAAGACGCUGGGCGUUCUGUUUUAUUUUAUUCAUAGCUAUUGUAUAUAACUGCCUCUAUGCAUGCUGACUGUAGAUAUAACGCAUAACAAACGCACGACGCAUAAUCGUCCUACUGUAAAGCAUGUCUUUUAUUGCCUUAUAAUUUAAAUAUAAAUGGUGGAAUGACUGGGGAUAUGUAAAACAGAGCUGUGGCGGUAUGUUUUGGUUUAUUUUAUGUUUAUUUUGCUCACCAUUUUGUUCACAGACUGUUGCUCUGCUACCAUGGAAAAGGCCAAGACUAUUUAAUUUUUUCCUCUGACAAACUCACCAUGCGAGACGCACAACAAAUGUAGAUAGCCAACCACCGCGCAAGCCUAAAGCACCAAAAAUAACACCAGGCUCGCACUAGAGCCAUUCAUCACAUUGUAUAAAGCAUGGCCUUUUUUAUUGAAUAAAGCCUGAAUCGAACAGUAUUUAUGAUUCAAGCAUGAUUCAAGCCAUGUGGGUUUCAAAGAUAAUAAGAAAGUCUUUUUGGGGACGGACCAAUUGACACUAAAGACAGCGGCGUAGCCAGGAUUUUCAACAGGAGGUGGCCCAAAAGGCCCGGUGAAGGCAUUUUCUCCUGUAUUUCAAAUAAUGCCUCAUACAUUUACUGUAAUUUUGGCUGCUAGAAGUGGGGGCCCGGGCCCCCUGGGCCACCCCCCUGGCUACUCCCCUGGAAGAACCCAUAUAAGACCCUAUAGAAGACCCCAUAUAAGACCCUAUAGAAGACCCCAUAUAAGACCCUAUAGAAGACCCCAUAUAAGACCCUAUAGAAGACCCCAUAUAAGACCCUAUAGAAGACCCCAUAUAAGACCCUAUAGAAGACCCCAUAUAAGACCCUAUAGAAGACCCCAUAUAAGACCCUAUAGAAGACCCCAUAUAAGACCCUAUAGAAGACCCCAUAUAAGACCCUAUAGAAGACCCCAUAUAAGACCCUAUAGAAGACCCCAUAUAAGACCCUAUAGAAGACCCCAUAGAAGACCCUAUAGAAGACCCCAUAUAAGACCCUAUAGAAGACCCCAUAGAAGACCCUAUAGAAGACCCCAUAUAAGACCCUAUAGAAGACUCGAUAUAAGACCCUAUAGAAGACCCCAUUUAAGACCCCAUAUAAGACCCUAUACCCAUUGCCGGACCAAUCCCCAAUUGCUCGGGGGAUUGGGUCGAGUUGAUAAGCGACGCAAUUCAAAAAAGGCGUCGAGCGAUGCCAAUGUUGAUGUGUUAAUCUAAUUUAACGAUCAAAGAUAUUCCUGGUGCAGAAUUGCUAAAACCUCCUAAAUAUUGUCCUGCAUAUUCAAUGUUUGCGACGCCAUGUUUAAUUACGUCCCCAAAAAUAUAAGGUCUUCUUAUAGGAUCUUAUAUGGUGUGUGUUAUAUAGGUUCUUCUAUAGGUUCUAUGUAUUAUUACAUUAUCAUACACCCAUCAAUAGCCAAUAUCGAGUUACAAAACGCCCAUUUCCAGGGAGAAAGAUUAGAAUUCAAGCGAGUAAAUUUCAAAUCAAAUACCUAUUGUUAAGUUGUUAGACUUCAACUGAUGGUUAUUUAAAAGUUUCCUUGUAAAUAGACUGUUGUAUUUUAGAAUGUAAGCAGUGACAAAAGAUUUGACAUUCUAUUAGGGAUGGCACAAAGAUAUAAUUGUCAUGAAUAGAUGACUUAGCGCGGUGAUAGCAUGUAAUAUAGGGUUCGAAGGUAUUAAAUAGAUGGGCCAAGCUUAUUUAUUUAGGUCUUUAUUUUUAUUGUUCUGAGAUGUUUAUGUUGUAUGAAAUAAAAGGAACAUAAUAAAA
Messenger RNA from Nematostella vectensis (starlet sea anemone), 6575 nucleotides. RefSeq names its product von Willebrand factor A domain-containing protein 5B1. Bases 290 to 3808 code for a protein of 1172 amino acids. The record is from RefSeq and is a predicted model, not a curated record. The transcript has 7 exons. NCBI's taxonomy places the organism in Eukaryota, Metazoa, Cnidaria, Anthozoa, Actiniaria, Edwardsiidae.